AUGCCUCCUCCCGGUGUAUGCUUGAACAUCAUAGAGGCCCGCUACAAGAAGGACGGUUUCGGAAAAUUCACCAAGCCCCAGAAGUUCUUGGGCCAAGACUACGAGCAGUUGAAACAGUACUGCCUCACAAGAGGAGUAAGCUUCAUUGAUGAGACAUUUCUACCUGACAGAAGGUCCAUUGGUCAAGAGAUACUACGCCAUGGCAUACUGAGCCCUUCUGAACUGGCCUGUGUGGAGUGGCGGCGACCAGCAGAAAUUGUUCGUUUUCCAGUCUUAGUACUUGACGGAGUCUCCAGGUUUGAUUUUGGUCAAGGGAAACUAGGAAACUGCUGGUUUCUUGCGUCAAUCGGAGCGCUGACGUUCCAGAAAUCCAUUUUCGAAGAAGUUGUCCCGCUUGAACAAAGAUUUGAUGAGAACUACUGUGGGAUUUUUCACUUCAGGUUCUGGAGAUUUGGGCAGUGGGAGGAUGUGGUCAUUGAUGACAAACUACCAACAAUCAAUGGCAGACUAAUCUUUGUUCAUUCCAAAAACCAAAAUGAGUUCUGGCCUGCUCUCCUGGAGAAAGCCUAUGCUAAGGUUUGUGGUUCCUACUCCGACAUGAUUGCUGGAACUCCUUCAGAGGCUAUGAUGGACUUCACCGGUGGCGUCCACAUUAACAUCGAGCUGUCACAACCGAGUCCAAGCCUGUGGGGGCUGAUCUGCAGAGCUGGCAAAUCAAACACACUGAUGGGCAGUGGUACACCUCCCAGGACAUCUGGUAACGAAAUAUUACCAAAUGGACUGGUUGCAGGCCAUGCAUACACUGUGACAGGUAUCAAAGAGAUGAUGAGUCGAGGAAAAAUCGUAUACCUUGUGCGUUUGUGGAAUCCCUGGGGUAAAGGAGAGUGGAAAGGAGACUGGAGUGAUCGGUCUCCUCUGUGGCAAACUGUGAGUCCUGAAGACCGUGAAAUGUGCCUUUCAGUGGCUGAUGAUGGAGAGUUUUGGAUGACCUUUGAAGAUUUCUGUAAGUUCUACGCAGAUAUUGACAUCUGCGGGCUGUCUCCUGACUUCUUUAAUGAAAGUGACUCUAGUCAGUGGACGACCUCUGUGUAUGAGGGCCGAUGGGUUGCAGGAACCACUGCUGGAGGUUGCCUUAAUUACAGAGACAGUUUCUGGACUAAUCCACAGUGUCGUUUCAAAAUUUGCGGUGGAUACUCAGAGAAAGACGGUGAUAAAAACAUAAUGGUGUCUCUCAUGCAAAAGCCCGAAAAAAGGAACAGACACCUGGCGCAAAACCUCCACAUUGGGUUUUUCAUAUUUGAGUAUAAGACACAGAGAGGGAAGUUUACAGAGGAGUUCUUCAAAUCCCGGGCACCUGUUGCCCAAACUAAAACCUACCUGAAUGCCCGUGAGGUGAUGGAGUUCUUUAUGUUAAAGCAUGGGGAAUACUUGAUUGUGCCAUCCACCUUCAAUCCCAACGAGACAGCCUCCUUUAUCCUGACCAUCCACGCAAAAUCAGAGACCAACUGCUAUGAUAAUUCUGGUGAUCAUAAACAUGAGCUUGAUGAGAAGGUCAAGUAUGAAGAAGUGGAUGCUGAGCAGCUUCAGAGGCUUCUAAAUGAAAACAUCCUAAAAGGAGACCUGAAAUCUGGAGGCUUCAGUAUUGACGCCUGUCGCAGCAUGGUUGCAUUAAUGGAUUCAGGAAUAAGGGUGAGUGACGACAUGCUGAAUCUGAUGGCUCUGCGCUACGGCGCCUCCUCUGGACACAUGACGCUGGAGAGCUUCAUCAGUCUCAUCCUUCGCUUUGACUGCAUGAACAGUAAGUGA
Messenger RNA from Pundamilia nyererei, 1806 nucleotides. RefSeq names its product calpain-1 catalytic subunit-like. Lineage: Eukaryota; Metazoa; Chordata; Actinopteri; Cichliformes; Cichlidae. Gene Ontology annotation, molecular function: calcium-dependent cysteine-type endopeptidase activity. The coding region runs from base 1 to 1806 and encodes 601 amino acids. The record is from RefSeq and is a predicted model, not a curated record. Gene Ontology annotation, biological process: proteolysis. The transcript has 16 exons. Gene Ontology annotation, cellular component: cytoplasm.